UCAUCUUUCUCUCAGACAGAUGUAAAUUAAGCAUUGUAAGCUAACACAAUGGAUAUCCAUUUACAUGUGAAGUUAUUGAAGAGAUAUCAUGCCAACAGGAAAGCAGCACACAGGAAGAUGACAAGCCAUGGGCAGUUUUAUUGUCUCUGAGACAGACCAUGAACUUUGGGAAUAUAAGUAGAAGUCAAAGAAAAUACCUCCUUAUUCUGCACCCAGGAAGUAAAUGGGCAGUGUGUUUAUAUUCAUGAAAACUGGAUCUCAGCCAGCUUUGGUUGAAGACCCUGCAGAAAAUUUUGGGUGCCAUUCUGCUGCAGGUGCUUUCAACAUAAGUAUUCACCAGAUGUCCUAAUAUUUUUACUUUCUCCUCAUAUGGCAGUCCUGAAGUCUUUCCAUGCCUCCAAUUCUUGCCUUUGUCUGGAUCCUUUCAGUUUCUGUGUGAUUUUUGAGUUGGAGAUUAAGAAAAACAGCAGCUGAACUCCUUCCCCUACCCAAGUCUUCGUGAGAGAUUUGUCAUCUGUGUGACAAGCUGCAAUAACUCUAAGAACAAAAUGGCUGCCAUCUCUUCACCCGGCCUGAAAUCUUAGAAAUUUAACGAAUGAGGACCACACCCAAGGACAGGAGCAGAACUGGAUCAUAGGAACACUCGAACUCAGGAACCCUCAGGAAUGAUGCAGGAACCAGGAACCAUAACACUAAGGAUCAGGAACCAAAGUCACAGCAUCAACAAUGUUUGAAAGACAAAGGGAACAUCAUUGAAGUGGGGGAGUGGUCCUGACUAUAAGAUCCAGCCAGACUGUUAUAAGGAUGUGGUGUCAUGGUAAAAGUCAAUACCUCCGAGAAUGAUGACAUUUUUGUACUAACAGAUUAUUUGCCAGCAUAUCCAAGAUGACAUCGGGCUUGAUCCUUCACCUGACAUCUCCAGAGAGCGAGCUGUGGCCAGUGCAUUUCCAGCCAGUGCAAACCCCCAGCCCGGAACCAAUUCAAAUUCGAGCAUCUACAGGGAGAAGAGGAAGAUCCUCAUCUUCUUAAGCCUCCUCAAUGAGUGCCAAGCUCUCCAAGGAGUUGAGGCUGUCUCUGCCACCUUGUCUCUUGAACAGGACAUCUGCCUCCUCCAACGCCAGCAGCACCUGCAUCGCGCAGGUGGGGCAGCUCUUUCAGUCCUUCUCUUCCACUCUGGUUUUAAUCGUCCUGGUCACCCUCAUCUUCUGCCUGAUCCUCCUCUCCCUCACCACCUUCCACGUCCAUAAGAGGAAGAUGAAGAAGCGGAAAAUGCAGAGGGCUCAGGAGGAAUAUGAACGGGACCACUGCAGCAGCAGCCCCGAGGCAGGUAUUCAGGGAGAGACACCCCCUGGAAGAAACCCUCGGCUGGGAAACUCCACCCAGGACUCGGGAAUCCAGCGCCCGUCUCCCCCGGAGCCCCGGAGCGCUCACCCAGCAAGAUCUUGUUUGGACACAGCUAGUGCGGGGCUCCUGCAAACCGUGGUAUUGUCAUGAUUAUUUUGUGGGGGGGACCUCGCCAAGGCUCUGUUUGGUGUUUGUAAAUACUCCAGUGAUGAUUGUAGGCUCUUAAAAGAAAAGUUGUUAAUUAAAACGAACGAACAAACCCACAAUUCAAGCGCA
Molecule: messenger RNA, 1620 nt
Organism: Mauremys reevesii (Reeves's turtle)
Lineage: Eukaryota; Metazoa; Chordata; Testudines; Geoemydidae
Gene: C1H11orf87
Product: chromosome 1 C11orf87 homolog
Exons: 7
Coding region: 1039-1494 (151 amino acids)
Source: RefSeq, a predicted model, not a curated record